CCAAGGGCGGCAUUUUGAAAUUGACCUUGGGGCCGCUUUUAAAAGUUUGCUGAAGCAUGAUGACCUCGGUAGCUGCACCCGAAUCCCUGCAGAGUGCGGGACAGACUUCGCACACUUUGAUGCCCACAUGUACAGGAACGUCUGUUCUGGGUAUAAAGUUUGAUGAUGGCGUAAUUCUGGCUGCUGAUAUGUUGGUCUCCUACGGUUCGUUAGCUCGAUACAUGGACGUGGAGCGGGUUGCCAAAGUAAUCUCCUUACUUUGCCAUUGCUAUCAUAGAUUAACGACCGAACUGUACUCGCUUGUAGUGGCGAUUUCGCGGAUUAUCAACUCCUGAAGCGCCGCAUCGAUGAGCAGACCCACACUGACAGCUUGCUCUGUGACGGAUUUAAUCUCAGGUACUUUCCUGUUCUUCCUUAAGUUUCUGAUUUGCAGUGCUCGUGGACUUCACUCCUGGAUUACGCGCGUUAUGUACAAUCGUAGGAGCCAACUAAACCCUCUCUGGAAUACUUACAUUAUUGGUGGACUUGAACAAGAUGGUAGACCAUUUUUGGGAUUCUGUGAUCUUCAAGGCGUUUCAUUCAUGGAUGAUUGCAUGGCCAGUGGUUUCGGUGCCUACUUCGCCAUUCCACUGCUCCGACAACGCUUGGAGGAUCUCGCUGGUGGUGAUCCAAAGAAGCUUUCAGAAGAGCAGGCCAUACAGGCUGUGACCGAUGCUAUGCGUCAGCUCUAUUACCGUGAUUGCCGGGCUUGCAACACCUAUCAGUUGGCAAUCGUGAGGUCCACGGGUGCGGAAGUGCGGGGCCCCCUGAAAUUGGAGUCUGACUGGUCUGUGGCGGAAUAUGUGUCUGGCUACGAGUAGUGUUGACACAAUCUCAUGCCGAGGGCACUGAUUUGUUUUUUUUCUGAACAUAAACGAACCCGUUUAUAAACUGACUCUGCAGCAUUCUUCGGUUGUAGAUUGGAUGGCUAUUGAUCUGUUCGCCGAGCUUGGUAAUUCUGUUGCACUCGAGCUACCAGUCCUUGGUUCGAACCCGACCUCUGUUUCUCGACUACCCCUGCCUAGGCUUGGGCAACCUGACAGUAUCUCAGCCCUGGUGCUUCCUUCGGGUAGCAUGGCAGCUAGUCACCUGAAGGGUGUUACAGCUGAACGAUUUUUUAUCCAAUUUGGGUUCAAGCAGAACAUAAGGUUGACGGAAACUCGGGGACUGCGCCUACUUGAUGAACCCCAAGAAGGGCGAAACCGGUCGUGGGCUGUCGAAAAGUUUUCGGCGACCUUGUCCGUGGCUCGAACCCGACCUCUGCCUCUCUGGGCUUGGGUAACCUGGCAGUAUCCCAACCCUCGUGCAACCUUCGGAUGGAAUGGCAGUUAG
Opisthorchis viverrini is the source of this 1371-nucleotide messenger RNA. RefSeq lists its product as hypothetical. The transcript has 6 exons. Lineage: Eukaryota; Metazoa; Platyhelminthes; Trematoda; Opisthorchiida; Opisthorchiidae. The coding region runs from base 348 to 860 and encodes 170 amino acids. The record is from RefSeq and is a predicted model, not a curated record. Gene Ontology annotation, cellular component: proteasome core complex.